Vitrella brassicaformis is the source of this 1061-nucleotide messenger RNA. The record is from the annotation of a GenBank genome assembly. NCBI's taxonomy places the organism in Eukaryota, Vitrellaceae.
GCUUGAUCUUCUCCUCCCCGUCGCUUCUCUAAUGCUCCUCCGUCCCAGAUCGCUUCAUGGCAUUGCUCACCUUCGAAGAUCUGGCUGCCCUGGACGCCGGUGACGCCCAAGUAGCACAGUUCAAGGAGGACUAUCGCCGCCAGGGAUACUGCUGGUACGCCCAGACACACACACUCGUGUGUCAUAGGCACAGUGACUGUCUUCUUGUGCGCUUCCCUUUUCUUAUCAGGCUGCCUUCAUUCGUGUCAUCGGACGUCGUCCAGCAACUGCAAUGCGAGGCUGCACGGCUAUUUGAGGCCUCAGCGGACAACUCGUUCCGCAGCACCGAGGACCACACAAUCACUCUCGACUCGCCCUCGGCACACACAGACACAGCAACAACACAGCAGUCGUCGAAGUGCCUCAUCGCGCAAGACCGACUGCCGACCGAAUCGCAGCUGCUGAGGCUCUUCCGCUCACCGGGCCUGAUCCGGCUGCUCUCACUCAUCAUAGACCGACCUGUCUAUUGCUCUGACGACCCUCUCGGUGGCGUCUACUACAACGUGUUUGAAGAAGGGGACGCCCUCGGUUGGCACUUCGACCGGUCGCCGUUCUUCGUCAACCUGCUUGUGUCGCUGCCGUCGGAGGGCGGUGGCGGGCAGUUUGAGUUCUUUGCCGAUGGACGACCACAGCAGGAGGAUGCCGACUCAGAUGAUGUGCUGCCGCCUGUUUAUGAGGCGGGGGUGGCGCGUGUGGCGAGGGGUGAGGAUGUGUCGAAGGUGGUGCGGCCGCCGCUGGCCGAGGGAGGCAUCAUCAUAUUCCAGGGGAGGAGAUACAUGCACAGGUGGGCGAGCAAACAACAGACACACAGAGAGGGGGAGGGAGAGGGGGAGGGAGAGAGAGCGGCCACUCAUGUUUGUGUGUUUAGGGUGACUCCUGUGGUUGGUGCUGGCGAGAGGCGGAUCAACGCCAUCCUGACCUAUGCGGAUGCGCCUGGCUUUGUGCUCAACACAUACACGAGGCAGACAUUCUUCGGCCGAUAGACAGACAAAUCAACCGUGUGCCCAUUCUGUGUACUGCUG